This is a messenger RNA of Amoebophrya sp. A120, 1687 nucleotides long. NCBI's taxonomy places the organism in Eukaryota, Dinophyceae, Syndiniales, Amoebophryaceae. The record is from the annotation of a GenBank genome assembly.
CGAAAAGAAUAGAGCAACAUUUAUCACGCUGAAGACAUUCUUAUAGCAACGUCGGGAACUACAGAAAGCAAGCGACCUAUGCAUAUAUCACAAUUGAUGCCCAAAUAUCAAUACCAACAUUGUUGAAGUCCCAAAAUGAGCAAUCAAGCCCUCCAGCAGCGGGUGUUGGAACUCGAGGAGCUCGUGUCCACCCUGCAAGAGGAGAAUUACUUUUUGCGACAGCGCGCCUCCUCGUCCAAAGGGCCCUUGAAAGUGGUGAAUCAUUUUGAUGAUGUCGGUUCCAACAAGAAAGACGACAGUCCGCCGCUAAGGACCUCUCCACGGACCCCGCACGGACACCAGCCCGGCACGACACCACUGCAGGACAUUCCCUACGAUCCGGAUAGUGGGGCGACGCGCUCCAGCCCGGAGGAGCGGAUACCCGACGAGGAUUGGUUCCGGUUCCGACCCAGAGCCGCGUGGCUGAUUGCGCUGUUGAUACUGCAGUCUACAAGUUCGUUCGUAUUAGCGAGUUUCAAGGAGCUAAUCCAAAAACACCCCUCGAUCGUGUAUUUCCUUACCAUGCUAGUUGGCGCCGGCGGCAAUGCCGGCGGCCAGGCUGUGGUGUACGCGGUCCGGCGGCUCGCGCUGGGGAAGCCGGUGGACACACUGCACCAGAUGAAGAUCGGGUUGCUGCUCGGGGUUACUUUGUCAAUCGCGACCGCAGCGCGGACCGCCGUGCAGCAAAUAACGUCGUUUCACACCGGGUGCGCACUCAGCGGGGCAAUGUUCUUUAUCGUCGUGUUCGCGGUGGCUUUCGGUACUAGGGUUUUUACUGUGUCUAUGUACUUAUCACGUUUCUAGUAAGCGCUUUCGCGUUUUGGUGUGUCUGUGUGCCAUACAAAAAAUCAUAUGGUAUCAUGCAUUCGAUUCUCUGGUCGUGAAAGUGGAUCCGAUUCAGAAAUAAAACGCAAACGGAGUGUUGUUUUGCACCACAAACUGUACUAAACCUACAUCAGGUACGCUCCUUCCCCAGCUUUUCCAAAAGGUCGGGAUAGAUCCGGCGCACGCCACCGCGACUAUCCAAGUCGGCAUGGACAUCUUCGGGAUCUGCAUCGCUUGCCUCUUCGCAACGGUCAUCUACGAGCUGACAGAGGACUCCGGGCACAUCAUUCCUCCCAACUCGUCGCAAAGGCUCCGGGGGGGCUCCAACGCCUUCACAGAGGAGCAGCAAGAUCACGACGGCAUGUCACAUCCUGCUUUUGGGCACGGAGCUGCUGGUGCGCCGGGUUAUGUGCCGAAGAAGCACAUAACGAGAUACGAAAAGGACCUCAAAGAGUUUGGCUCACUCUACACGGAUAUCUACAACUGAUGUGCCACAAGAACUUAUUGGACAUUGACAAUGUGGUGGACUUUGUGCAUAGUGGAAAUAAAGCUACCUUCCCGCCGACCACAAAUCAAAAUGAACUAAACAUGGACUGUUUCUUUUGGAAUGUUUAUCCGCAUGCCAGAGAACAAUCUUGAUCUAGGAGCAGUUUCCAAUUUUGAUGCGAACUCUGUUUCUCCAGCUAUGAACCUGGAACUCGAUACAAUGAAAUUUUGGUUGAAUGAAGAGCACCAUUAGCUGUGCCAGAUAUUCCUUGAUGAUGCAAAUCAACAAAGGCCACGAAAUUAUCACGUUGUUCCAACUACGUCCAAAGAAAUCGUG